AUGGCAGACGGACAAGUAGUUCCUUUAGGAGAAGAGCAGCACAAUCGCAAGCCUCGAAACACCCCUUUUCGCCAGCAGACAAUGAAAGCUUACAAGCCAGUCCCUACAGUUAAAUCAGCUGUAAUUAUUUUUACCACUUUAGGGUCGAUUUUUAUAAUUGUAGGGAGCGUUUUAUUGUCCUAUUCUUUAGAAAUCAUUGAGCACCGUAAGCGGUAUGACAACGUGGGAGAAUGCGACAAAACCAAAUAUGACAGGCUGAGCCUCUGCAAUAUUACCUUUGAUGUCACUGAUGAAAUGAGCUCUACAGUGUAUUUUUACUAUGAACUUGAUAAUUUUUACCAAAACCAUCGAAGAUAUGUAAAAUCAAAAUCACAGAAUCAGCUGAUGGGAAAUGAUUUAUCAAAAGGCUCGGUAAGCACAGAUUGCGACCCUAUUGUUACGAUGGAAGACCUGGGGAUUGAACCGAAGUAUAGAGAAGGCGGCUGGGAUUUGACUGAUAAAGAUGUAGCCAACCCAUGUGGGCUAAUCGCGAAGACCUUUUUUAAUGACACUUUUAUAAUGUGGGACCAAAACGGACACAGAGUUAAUAUUUUAGAAAAUGACAUUGCCUGGCCUUCAGAUAAAGAUAGGAAAUUCAAAAAUCUGAAAAAUUGGCAGAAAAAGCAGUGGAAAGACGUGGAAGACGGUAAAUUCCUAUGUAGAGCAUUUUAUAGUGUGGAUGAGGGUUUCUGGACUGCCGAAUUUCAGAAAAUUGUGGGGGAGGAUAGAAGAUGACCUUACAGUGGGGACUUAUACAGUUCAAAUUAAUAGCACUUAUGACGUGUCAGAUUUUGAUGGGAAAAAGUACGUAGUGAUAUCAACUGCAAAUGCACUCGGAGGAAGAAACGAUUUCUUGGGGAUUGCUUACAUUGUGGUGGGCGGAAUUACAAUACUUUUAGCUAUAGCUUUCUUUGUGCGUGGCUAUUUCUUCAAAAAGUCCCAAGACUUGCAUUAUAGUUAA
Blepharisma stoltei is the source of this 1000-nucleotide messenger RNA. The record is from the annotation of a GenBank genome assembly. Lineage: Eukaryota; Ciliophora; Heterotrichea; Heterotrichida; Blepharismidae.